AGAGUCCGGCUCAGGCUCCGGCUGCGGCUCCAGCCCGCGAUGCCCCAUUCCGUGACCCUGCGCGGGCCUUCGCCCUGGGGCUUCCGCCUGGUGGGCGGCCGGGACUUCAGCGCGCCCCUCACCAUCUCACGGGUCCAUGCUGGCAGCAAGGCUGCAUUGGCUGCCCUGUGCCCAGGAGACCUGAUCCAGGCCAUCAAUGGUGAGAGCACAGAGCUCAUGACACACCUGGAGGCACAGAACCGCAUCAAGGGCUGCCACGAUCACCUCACACUGUCUGUGAGCAGGCCUGAGGGUAGGAGCUGGCCCAGUGCCCCUGAUGACAGCAAGGCUCAGGCACACAGGAUCCACAUCGAUCCUGAGAUCCAGGACGGCAGCCCAACAACCAGCAGGCGGCCCUCAGGCACCGGGACUGGGCCAGAAGAUGGCAGACCAAGCCUGGGAUCUCCAUAUGGACAACCCCCUCGCUUUCCAGUCCCUCACAAUGGCAGCAGCGAGGCCACCCUGCCAGCCCAGAUGAGCACCCUGCAUGUGUCUCCACCCCCCAGCGCUGACCCAGCCAGAGGCCUCCCGCGGAGCCGGGACUGCAGAGUCGACCUGGGCUCCGAGGUGUACAGGAUGCUGCGGGAGCCAGCCGAGCCCGUGGCCGCGGAGCCCAAGCAGUCAGGCUCCUUCCGCUACUUGCAGGGCAUGCUAGAGGCCGGCGAGGGCGGUAAGACGCCUGCCACCUGUCCCCAUCUGCCUUCCCACUCCCUGCAGUGCCCAGGUUGCCCCCUAGCGACCCCACGUCCCGCCUCGCAGUCACCUGCCCUCUUCGGUCUCUGCGGCCCGGUCCCACGCCCUUGCUACAACCUUGCUACGCCCUGGCUUCCCGAUUCCCUCUCCACCCCCUGUCGCUGCCCCUCACCCCACGCCCGCCAAACCCGUUCCCCAGUCUCGGGUGCCGAUGGCCCGUCUGGCGCCCAACCAAACACCCCGCAGAAAUGGAGUUCUGACCUCCUCACCCCGUUCAUGCCACCUACGCUCCGGGUUUCAGGGGAUUGGCCCGGGCCUGGCGGCCCCCGGAACCUCAAGCCCACGGCCAGCAAGCUGGGCGCUCCGCUGAGCGGCCUGCAGGGGCUGCCCGAGUGCACGCGCUGCGGCCACGGCAUCGUGGGCACCAUCGUCAAGGCACGGGACAAGCUCUACCAUCCCGAGUGCUUCAUGUGCAGUGACUGCGGCCUGAACCUCAAGCAGCGUGGUUACUUCUUUCUGGACGAGCGGCUCUACUGUGAGAGCCACGCCAAGGCGCGCGUGAAGCCGCCCGAGGGCUACGACGUGGUGGCGGUGUACCCCAAUGCCAAGGUGGAACUCGUCUGAGCUGGGACCCUGCUCCCACGCCUGCUUCUUAAGGUCCCUGCUCGGCCGGUGUAAAUAUGUUUCACCCUGUCCCUCUAAUAAAGCUCCUCUGCUCCACCUUGAACCUGUCACCUGGCCUGCCACCCUCCUGCGCAGGCCAUGCAUGGCUCCCGAGUACAGUAGUAUCUGCUUAGGUGCCAGGCAUGUCCUAGGCUCUGGGUGCAGUAGUGAGCAGGACGGGUACCAUGCUGCCCUGAAGGGGGCCACAGCCUGGGUGGAAGGCAGACCUGAAUCACAACGGGCCAGCUCUAGUAAUACGAAGGUGAGGUCUGGGAUGCUGCGUGCGGCGCGACGACAGGAGGUAUGACCUGGGUGGGGUCAGGGAAAGUCUUAGCUGAGAACUAAGAGAUGAGGGAGGCACAAACUCUGCACGGGGGAACUGUGUGUGCAAAGGUGAGCUGGGGGCGAGAAAGGCCUCUGUGGCCGUCAUCGGCACUAGCGGGUUGGGGGUGGUGGUGGGGUGCUGGCAGCCUCAGGAGCGAUCGCUCCCCUGGAGAGGGUGAUUGAGUGUGGAGAUCACCGGGGCCGCCGCGGGCCGUCUGCACUUCUGUUCCAGGUUUUUCUGGCAUUUUCUGUUCCAGGUUUCUUCCACCCACGAGCACUUUAUUCUCCUCCGAGACCCCCUUUUCUUCCCCUUCCUCUCUCCCCCACCAGGGGGCGCGCUUAAAUUUCCAGACAGAGACCAGAAGGAAGGUUUAGAAAGAAAAGAACACUUGCCCAGGGCAGCUUUGCCCUCCAAGAGGCUCCCUCCUGUCUCUAAGUCAAUUCCACCCCUCCUCGAAGUCCCGGCUUCCACCCCUCUCCUCAGAGUCCCGGCGUUUACCUCGUGGUGUGUUUGCCUUGGGCCUUUCAUGCCCCGGCUGCACACAUCGUCUGUGAAUUGUGGCUGUUCACUCCCGAGGAUGUGUCCUAGACUCCGGGUCGCGUGGAUCUACCCUCUAGUUUACUUGCUCGGGAGAAGAAACUGACUCGUUUUAUUUAGUGCCUAUUUAGCGAGCCCAGAGUAACGUACAUUUGUGCUGUUUUCAAUUUUGUGCUAUCGCAAAUCACAAAAAAACUGUUAUCAAUUCACAUUCAUCAUCAGCACGAGACCCAUUUCCUUGUGCUCCUGCCAGCUCAGGAUAUUAUGUUUCUUUUUUCAUUUUUGCCAGUCUGUUAAGUAAAAUGUCAUAUGCGUUUGUUUUAA
Messenger RNA from Homo sapiens (human), 2581 nucleotides. RefSeq names its product PDZ and LIM domain 4 (gene PDLIM4). NCBI's taxonomy places the organism in Eukaryota, Metazoa, Chordata, Mammalia, Primates, Hominidae. Gene Ontology annotation, molecular function: protein phosphatase binding. Gene Ontology annotation, cellular component: early endosome membrane; recycling endosome membrane; cytoplasm. Bases 40 to 1356 code for a protein of 438 amino acids. The transcript has 6 exons. The record is from RefSeq and is a predicted model, not a curated record.